AUGGCUACAGGGCAUGGCUGGCCAAGGCUGUCCUCAAUAAGUAUUGCAGUUGUUAUAAAAUUAGACUCCCCAAGAGAGUUUACUUGGGCUUCGUAUCGCAAUAUCAAAUCGUACUUUACAAAUAAUUUUAAGUUCUGCGGGCGCCGCAUAACCAAUUCACUAUUUUGUAAUGAAAAAAAUGUGAUCAAAUUUCUUUACAUAGACGGGAUAGAUCCUGGAACCCCACAGUCACCUGCCUGGAGAAUAACGCCAACUAGUGAACCGGCUACCCAAGGAAAAAACAAAACUUUAUACUGCUUUGCUGUUGGAAGGCCUCCACCAAAAAUAACUUGGAAAAAAAAUGGCCAAGAAAUCAUCAACGGAUGGAAUUCCUUUGAGAUCCCUGACGCCUUCUAUGGAAGACUUCUUAAGAUUAUCAAUGUGAAGAGGGAUCUUCAUCAGGACGUAUACACUUGUGAAGCUGAAAAUUCUCAAAACAGUGGAAACCCUUUAGUUUACACAAUAAACCUGAAUGUAGAAGUUCCUCCACGGUGGAAAGCCGACAUCCCUCCCCCGAAAAAGAAAAGCAUUGACAUACAAGGGAAAGGUACAUUACUUUGCAACGCUGUUGCAGACCCUGUGCCGUCAUAUUCCUGGUACAAAGAUGGCACAAGAAUCGUUUCCUCGACGUCUUACGUAAAAGUAGCUAACGAUACGUUGAAGUUCGAAAACGUGACACUACAAGAAGAUGGUGUUUACCAGUGUGUAGCAGAAAAUAGACUGGGAAUGAUCGUGUCUUCCACUUGGGUGAAUGUGCGCGCCAUGCCACCGACCUUUGUAGAGUUUGGUCCAUUUUACUUGUACAAAGAUCGUGAAGCAAAGUUGAAAUGCCAACCCGAGGCAGCACCUAAGCCGACAGUUCGGUGGUACAAGGGAGGCUCUGAAAUAAAGACUGGUGCUCGUUAUCUAGUGGAAUCAGAUGGAACCUUGGUAAUAUUCAAGGUUAAUAAACAAGAUGCUGGUCAAUAUCGAUGUUGUGUGAGGAACUUCUUGGGUGAUGCCAGCGCAAACGCGUCAGCCUACGUUCUUGAGGUUCCAUAUCCUCCGACAAAUCUGAAAAUAACUGACACAUGCGACAAUCGAACUACAACGCUGUCUUGGGUUGCCAGGGCUUCAAAUGAUGCACCCAUUACGCAUUUCCUGGUAGAACAAGAAUCAAACUACGAGCCUAAUGUCUUCAGAUUAAUCUUCAAUGUCACAAACCCCAAUGCCACAUCUAUUAGAUUAAAUCUUACUGGUUGGGCUACUCUUCGCUUCCGAAUGUUAGCCGUAACCAGCCUUGGCUCAAGUCGUCCGAGUUUACCCACAGAAGAAGGGGUCUGCAGCACUUCUGUUGGUGCUCCAGAAAAAUUUCCGGACAACCUCAGGGGAAAAUCAAACAAAUCUGAAGAACUGAACAUAACUUGGACUCCAUUGCCUAAGAUUGAUUGGAAUGCACCGGGCCUUCACUACAGGCUGCAAUACAGAAGAGUCGCAGACAAGCCGCUUGCUUGGGAAGAACAAAAUAUCACUGAUCCCACUGUUGGUAUGUUUAUUGUACAAGAACCCAGUCGAUGUGAGCUUUGGGAAUUUCGCAUUUGUGCGGCCAACGACGAAGGAGUAGGUCCAUUUAGUGCCAUUGAACAAUCAUUUUUUGUUCCGCAUAUUCCCAAGGGAAAGCCAGAGAACGUGACCGUGGGUAAAAUUACAGCCCAGAGUGUUAAUGUCUCGUGGGCACGUGUCGCUGAUUUAAAAGAAGGAGGUUCUGAUGGCUACAGGAUUUAUUACUGGAGUGAAAGCAGACUGAAUGGAAAGAGGCACAGACGUGAUGUUCCCAACUACGCUUCUUUUACUAAUGUAACAGAAAGCAAAAGCCACCAGAUAACAGUUUAUGGACUAAACCCUGACACAAACUAUAACCUGGCAAUCAAGGCUUUCAGCUGUGGCGGAGAAGGACCAGCCAGUGAUGAGGUGUCCUUUUCAACAAUGAGGGCUGUUUCCACAGAUCGCCCGUCCAAAACAGUAACAGAUUCAGCUACACCGGCAGGCUCAGCAACACCAACAGGUUCAGCUACUCGUCAGUACCAGGCCUUUUUCAGUAUAGUUAUAGCCUUUGGACUGUCCUUUGGCAACAUCUUGCACCACUUCUAGCAGGAGAAGGAACUCAAGAAAACCAACGAUAAUUAAGGCUUUCUUGAUAAGAUGUUGACACUUUGUUGUAGAAAUGCUUUCCAAAAACUCUUUGAAAGGAGGGUGAAUACUUUGAGAGAAUAAUGGAAUGAAGCAACAAAAAAAAAUAACAUGAAAACAGUAAACCUUCCCUUCCCGGAGUUCGUAAACUGAGACCAAGUGCUAAGCAUAGUUUGUAUGUAGAGGGGGGUGAAUAGGUUUUCGGAUCGACCGAUUUGGCCUUAAAAGGCGCACGGAUUGUGGAUUUUCCAGUAAAUCGAGCGGAUUCGCGGAUUUUGAAAACACAGUGAAUCGUGGACCAGCUGUGAAUUUUGGCGCGGAUUCCGGAUUGUGCCUGUCUUGAUGUUCGGAUCUUCCCAUCCUAAGCGAAAUUUGGAUCAAAGAUCUUUCUUCGGCCUUGGUUGGUAUGUUAAUGAGUUCAUCCAAAUUAUUUCCUUUCUCGAACAACUCAGGUGUGAGACUGCUAUUGGAAUUAUCCUGUGUAACAGUCGUCUAGCAUCAGGUUGCCCUAUUUUCUAUUUGUGCGAAAGUAACAAUGGCAUUCACAUUUACCAGUUUACCUUUGAACUUUUACACUUCUUUUUCCGGAUGUGGUUGUGGUUUCGGAUUUGAACGAAAAUAUUGGCGGAUCGACCGAUUUGGUGAAAAAAGGCACGGAUCGGUGGAUUUGCAUACCCCUAUUCAACCCCUCCUCUAUGUAUUUAAAGGUUAAGGCUUUUGUUACUGCAUAUUAUUAAAGGCAGAUAAGAGUUCAAUAGACUCAAGAGUUAAAGAAACUGUCUCCAGCGGUUCACGCAAGGUUAGAAAUUCGAGUCUUGGCGCUUUGUGUUAAUCAUUCAUUCAGAGGAAUGACACGACUUCUGUUUUAACAUCGAUCGGAGAAGCACGUAUAAUUUUUAUGCCUGGCGCUUUGAAAAUGAUUUCCAAUGCUAACAGUGCGGUGGUUCAAAACAAACUUAUUUUUUCUUUUAACCCGCUAGAUUUCCAAUUUCGUAUUUAGAUGGACGCGACCCGAUGACCGUUGGCCAUCGUCUGCGCGAUCAUGGGACUGAGACUAAAAAUAACUUUGACAGCGUGACGCAAAGCUUAAAAGGGAUUGAAAAAGAUUAUCAUAGGGCACGAGGAUGUGUUCUCUCCCCUCAUUUUCUCUUGUAUAAGCUGUAUACUUUUGAAUAAAAUAUUAAGAGAAAGCCUAGUCAAUCUUACUGGUUAGUUUAAGUUUGUUCUUCUUUAUUUUUAAAGAAGUGAUUACAACCUACAGGCCAAAAACUCUCAGGCACACUGUUAGAUUUUAGGCAAAACAAGCCUGUCAAGUUCCUUUGCAUGCAAUCCUUUAGUGGAUUUUCAUAUCCUAUCUCUGUUUGCAUUAAAUUCCAAAAGAAUCCUCACCUUUUCUUUGACAAGACAACAUCAAGUCAGUCCUUCGAUCGAGAUCCAUGAUAACCACUUUUUAGAAGAGCCAGCAGUCAGUCUUUUUGCUUCUCAAUUGGAAAUGAAAUUCUCCCUUUAUAUAGUAAAGCGUAGAACCCACGGGAGUAUAGCGUGCAUUUUCCAUAGAGUAUGCACCAAAGACAAAGUUCAGCGCGUGCCAAAGGCGCUAGUUGGACUAGUAGGGACCAGGGGCUUGCCCAGCAAGAAAUUUUUAAGAGCUCGGAAAUGCCAUUUCCCAUGGCGAGUCCAGACAAAGGUUUUAUAAAUCAAAACAUGGAGCAACGUUGAGCAUUUGAUAACUUAAUAUGUUGUUUAUGUGACAACCUUUGGGAUAAUUGUGGUGGUUUUUACAGCAGAGACUAGAAGUUUUCAAACUAGCCGAUUUCAUUAUUAAAGAUGCUUGCGUCAAUAGAUAGAUAGAUAGAUAGAUAGAUAGAUAGAUAGAUAGA
Messenger RNA from Orbicella faveolata, 4088 nucleotides. Its product is annotated as fibronectin type III domain-containing protein-like. The record is from RefSeq and is a predicted model, not a curated record. NCBI's taxonomy places the organism in Eukaryota, Metazoa, Cnidaria, Anthozoa, Scleractinia, Merulinidae.